AACAAGCUAGCGUUCCGCACGGAAAAUGUGAGUUGCCUCAAAAGGAGGAUCAAUAUCGGGUGCCAGAUUCUUUUCUCAAAGAGGCUGUCACAUCUUGCAUGUGCUGGGCCGCGUUUGGCUGCUGCCCCGUCGUGACCCUUUUCCCUGCUGCUUUUCCAACGCGCUGGCUGCUUAACGUCCUCCUUUCCUUGUUCGUUGCGCAACAGGGUUUUUCGAUUUCUGCCUCAGUCCUAUUAAAAACCGCGCUGCGCGAGUUACCGACGUGUCUGCCGCCGUCGUUUCGCCCUCCACAACCCCCCGCUCCUUGUCUACGUUGCGCAGCCGCUUUUUCCUGGCUUCUCCCGCGAAAACCUGUCUUUUUCGCCUUUUCCAGCAGCUGGACGGAAAGUGAAAGGGAGUCCAGCCACGAUGACCUCAAAUUACACCCCGCCUCGUUGCUACUACGAGGUUCUGGGCGUCGCGAAGACCGCGACAGCCGAUGAAAUCAAGAAAAGCUACAGAAAGCUGGCGAUCCGUUGGCACCCAGACAAGAACAUCGACAAAAAGGAUGAGGCGACCGCGCGUUUCAAAGAAAUUUCCGAGGCCUACGAGGUCCUCUCUGAUCCCGAGAAGCGCCGCAGAUACGACCUUUCAGACAGUUUCGGCGUGAACGGCCCUCGGGUACGAGGGACAACCAGCAGGCGCUCCGCGGCGCAGGCGGAGGCGGAGGCAGCUGCCGCCGCUGCAGAGUUCGAACGCUUCCACCGAAACUUCCACUUUGCAGAUGCUCAACGAAUUUUCGAGAUGGCAUUCGGCCCUGGAGGCCCUUUCGGCGACGAUCUUUUCCAUACGGUCAGCCAAGACUUCGGUCUCUCUCCCUUUGGCUCGACUCGUCCUGGGCGCGCCAGCUCUCACGGAGGCGCAAUGCGUCGAGCACACGGAAGCCUCUCGGCAAACUUCUUUGGAGGAGACCCUUUCGCAGAUUUCUUCGGAGGCGAUCCGUUUGGGGGGAGUUUCACGCACGCGUUCUCAGGUCCGGCGUUCGGUUCGUCUCAUAUGAGUAGCUCUUUCGUCUCGUCGAGCAGUUCUUCGCGGUCGGGAGCGGGAGGCAUUAGCCGAUCUACGUCAACUUCCACGCGCAUCGUUAACGGCCGCCGCGUCACCGUCACGGAGGAGGUCGUGACUCAGCCCGAUGGCACUGUCCACCGGCAUGUGACUCAAGAAGAAGACGACGGAACAGGACAUGUUCGUCGCAUCCAACUUCCAUCUUCCUCCCGGCACAGCCAUUCUCGGUCAAUUGUUUAUCACUGACGAGGCUGUGCAGCUGUCGUGCGGCGGCCAAAGGGCAGGGGUGUAUGUACAGCCGCGCGGCCGUGAGGGCUUCCGUGGAUGCCACGUUUUGCGUGAAGAGUUUGUGAGAGCUUUCGACACACGGCGACCAGGCGCUCUUCUGCCCUGCGAGGGAAGCGACGCGAAGUUGCGUUGGCUUGACGGGCGCAAGAGAAAUGGGUUUACGACGACGGUGGCGGGAUCCGGAAGGGGGGCGAAAAGCCAAUGGCUGACGCCGAUGUCUCGCGCAGAGAAUCGCUGUCUUCUAGGGCGGUGUCUAAAAGGGGUGCGGCAAAGUGCGUCGCUGCUGCUUAGCGCCCGGAGGCAAUCACUGGGAACGACCUGAUGUCGGUGUCAGAGCUCUUUUGGUGUGGCAUGCAAGUGGACGUGGAGUGGAGGCCUUGCAAAAUGUGAUAAAACAACCGAUCCUUUGCGGUGGAAGUCAUCCGAUCAAACAGAAGAUGUGGGUGGGUGUGUGUGUGGUGAUUCACACAAAAGCAUGCGCUGAUAGAUGCGCGUGAGUAAACAAUGUCCACCGGGAGUCGGGCUCCUUAUUUGUAUGCGACGGUAGGGGAUUUUUCGGAGGAAGGACACAGAUGUGCGUCUUCCACGUCUCUCUGGAGGUAUCCAGAGUUAGGAGAACGACGAAAAGAGUCGAGUGAACGGCGGGGAAUGCGGUGCAAGAUAGAUCCGGUGGGGAUUUUUCUCGUAGGACUUGCGAGACCGUGCAACUGGUGGAGGGGGCACUGCUUGUUUUUAUCUCUUUAGUGUUUUCUUCCGCCGUUUUUGCUGUGCUUGCUGCGCCGAGCGUGCAUCCCACCUGUUCAGAAAUAGGGAAAGCACGGGAAUCGGAUCAAUCUCGGUUCAAGUGCGUGAUUCUCCAUUCUUCUCUUUGCUUGUUAUUUCAACUUUUGCUUCUUUCUCAUCUGUUUGGCAGUUUGGGGGAAUGCCUCUCGUUCGCAUGCGCUUCGGUGGCGAACGAAUAUCCUUAUUGCUGUGCUCCCAGUAGCAUCUCUGCGUUAAUCGUCUUUCGGGUUCGCAAGUGGUUGUUCUAUUCAAGGGGAAACGUUCGUGGUCAACCGCGGGCUAUGUCUACUUACGUUUAUGGCAAAUAUCUUCUCACGUGCGUGUGCACAGUUUUCUUCGCACAGUUCGAUUUUUGCUUGUGUACGAGACCACGAGAUGCCGGCUCGAUUGGCGCUCCGCUCUUGAAGUGCGGAAGAACAGGGAGAAACUCAUAAGUACGGGAGAGCAGUUUCGCGACAUUCUCAGUAGCCUACUCAAGGCGUACAGAGUUCGCAGCAGACGUGAAGCGACCGAGCAUGUGGCAUUCGUUAUCGUUCGGACUCUCUGCUCCUUCCGGACUGUGGGAGCGAGAACGCGAUAUUGUUUUUGGUGCGGAAGCCAGAGAUACUGUUACCAUCAAGUAAAAUGCAAAUCGUGGAGUCCGCUAGCGCCGCGCGCGGCGAACUCUUGCUGUAUUUUGUGUACAGCAUAUCUCUGUUUCUGACUGACUUAGCUGACCUAAACCGUCGGUGUGGGCGGACAGGCUGGACUUGGAAUCCUGGUCCGAGCACCAAAACGUACAUCAGUGCAGACUUGUAUGUGCACUUACGGCCGCAAUCCAGAGAUACCGAAUUGCCGAUUUCGGUGGAAGGGCUUACUUCCCAAGGGAUGCUACCACUCUAUCACGGUCAAGUCUAUUUACGGGCCGCUCGCGUGAUUUCUAGCGUCAUCUGGGCUUAACUAAUUUCCAGUCAGGAGAAGUGCAUCGUAGUUUGAUUGUUAACUAGUAUACCAAGUACCCG
Messenger RNA from Toxoplasma gondii ME49, 3116 nucleotides. RefSeq names its product DnaJ domain-containing protein. The transcript is spliced from 7 exons. Gene Ontology annotation, cellular component: nucleus; cytoplasm. NCBI's taxonomy places the organism in Eukaryota, Apicomplexa, Conoidasida, Eucoccidiorida, Sarcocystidae. The record is from RefSeq and is a predicted model, not a curated record. The coding region runs from base 409 to 1290 and encodes 293 amino acids. Gene Ontology annotation, molecular function: protein folding chaperone; protein-folding chaperone binding.